AUUGGAGCUGAGCACGGAAGGCUGGUAAUGAGCUUGACAGAGGCUGCAGGCAAAGGCUGUUCGUAUUUUACUUCUUCCCAGGGGUUGAGAAGCAGUUUCAGAGGUGGAGAAAGUUGCUAUCUGAUGACUUGGGAACCCAAAGCCUCCUCCGCCCCCCGAUCCCCAACCAGGACAGUGCUCCCCGCGACCCUCCUGGAAAACUAUGUCCCCUCCUAGAAGGGCCCUCUAGAAUAGCUGCCAAAUGCUGUUAAGCCAGCUGAAGGAGAUCACUGGCAUCCAGGACCCUUCCUUUCUCCACGAGGCCUUGAAGGCCAGCAAUGGUGACAUAACCCAGGCCGUCAGCCUCCUCACCGAUGAGCAGGUGAGACAGCCCAGCCAGGAUGCUGCCGCCGAACCUUCAGAAAGCGAGGGAAGUGCUGCCAGCCAAGAAGGCUCAGCCAAAGUGAUCGACCUAACUCACGACAACAAAGAUGACCUCCAGGCAGCCAUUGCUCUGAGUCUGCUGGAGUCCCCGAAAAUUCCAACGGACCAAAGAGAUCUUGACAGGGUUCAAGAGGCAGCGGCCGAAAACAAGCGCUCCAAGAGGAAACGCUGUGAGGUCUGGGGGGAGGAUCCCAACCCCAACACCUGGAGGCGAGUGAGCGGCUGGCCCGUGGGGCUGAAGAACAUCGGCAACACCUGCUGGUUCAGUGCAGUCAUACAGUCUCUCUUCCAACUGCCCGAGUUUCGAAGGCUCGUGCUCGGCUAUAGCCUCCCGCCGAAUUUAAAGGAAAAUUGCCGGAGCCACGUGGAGAAGAGAAACAUCGUGUUUAUGCAGGAGCUUCAGUAUUUGUUUGCGCUAAUGAUGGGAUCAAACCGUAAAUUUGUGGAUCCCUCGGCGGCCCUGGAGCUUUUAAAGGGAGCCUUCCGGUCAGCUGAGGAACAACAGCAAGAUGUGAGUGAGUUCACACACAAGCUGCUGGACCGGCUGGAGGAUGCUUUCCAAUUGGCUGUUAACGUCAGCAGUCCAAGGAAUAAAUCUGAGAACCCAAUGGUGCAGCUAUUCUACGGCACUUUCCUGACUGAAGGAGUCCAUGAAGGCAAGACCUUCUCCAACAUCGAGACCUUCGGCCAGUAUCCCCUUCAAGUGAACGGUUACCGGAACCUGAACGAGUGUUUGGAAGGGGCCAUGGUGGAGGGGGAGAUUGAGAUGGCUCCUUCCGAUCAGUCAGCCAAGUAUGGACAAGAGCGAUGGUUUACCAAGCUCCCUCCCGUGCUGACCUUCGAGUUGUCCAGGUUUGAGUUCAAUCAGUCCCUCGGGCAACCGGAGAAGAUUCACAGCAAGUUGGAGUUCCCCCAGAUCAUCUAUAUGGACCGGUUCUUGUAUAGUAGCAAAGAGCUUAUCCGGACCAAAAGAGAGCACAUUCGGAAGCUGAAGGAGGAAGUGGCCCAUCUGCGGCAGAAACUGGACAGGUACGAGAGGUACGGCUCCGGCCCGGCUCGCUUCCCCCUCCCGGAUAUGCUGCGGUACGUCCUCGAGUUUGCCAACACGCAGCCCGCCCCGGCCGGCCCUCCCUCUGGGCAGGGCUCACAGCUGGCUCCGCCAUCAGCCCAGAGCCCCGAUUGUGACCCACUGCCCAAGCCAAAGUGCCCGGCGGCAGCGGAUGGCCCGGGGGAGGCAGAUGGUUCGGCGGCUCCCCUCCACGAGCCUUUCCCGCUGUCUGAGCUGCCGCCCUCGACCUGCCAGCCCGAACACCCAGCACCUCGCACCAUCACGGAGGAGGAGAAGAGCUUUGUUCAGACCUGCCUUCAGCGAUGGAGAAAUGAGAUAGAGCAGGAUAUUCAAGAGCUGAAGAAUUCCAUCGCCAGCAUCACCCAGGCCAUCGAGCAGAUGUACUGUGACCCUCUCCUCCGCCAGGUCCCUUACCGCCUGCAUGCCGUCCUGGUCCACGAGGGGCAAGCCAAUGCUGGACACUAUUGGGCCUACAUCUAUCACCAGUCCUUGAGCAUCUGGCUCAAAUACAACGACGUCUCGGUGACGGAGUCUUCCUGGGAAGAGCUUGAGAGGGAUUCCUUCGGGGGCCUGAAGAACGUGAGCGCCUAUUGCCUGAUGUACAUUGACGACAAGCUGCCCCCGGCCCCUAAAGAGGAAGGGGCCGGGGAACCAGACCCAAUGCUGAGAGAGGCGGGUGGCCUCUCUGCUGAACUCCAGCGCUACAUCCGAGAGGACAACUGGCGGUUUGAGCAGGAAGUGGAGGAGUGGGAAGAACGGCAGUCCUGCAAGAUGCCCCAGAGAGAAUCCUCCCCGGUCUCGGAGUCCCAGGACUUCGCCAGUGCCUCCCCAGAGCCCCCCCCGGCCUCCUCCUCCUCCUCUUCCUCCUCCUCCUCCUCCUCCGGUACGCGCUGCCUGUCUUCCGAACAUGCUGUGAUCGCCAAGGAGCAGACGGCCCAGGCCAUCGCCAACACGACUUAUGCCUACGAGACCAGCGGCGUGGAGGCGGCCUUGACCGAGCGCAAGGAGGCCGACCCCGAGAAGGCCAAGCCCCAGGAAACAAACCUGGCAGAUCAGCCAGGACCACCCCCGGACGCUAACGUAACUGAGGCGGUGGCCCAGCCCGGCGCUCAGGUCUCUGAAGUGGAGAUCCCCCGGGUGGGAAAGAUUCUGGUUAGAUCUGAUGCCGAUGGCUAUGAUGAGGAGGUGAUGCUGAGCCCUGCCAUGCAGGGGGUCAUCCUGGCCAUAGCGAAAGCCCGCCAGACCUUUGACCGGGAUGGGUCUGAAGCGGGGCUCGUUAAGGCAUUUCACGAGGAAUACUCCCGACUCUAUCAGCUGGCCAAGGAGGCCCCCACCCCGCACAACGAUCCCCGGCUCCAGCACGUUCUGGUCUACCUCUUCCAAAACGAGGCCCCCAAACGAGUGGUGGAGCGGACCCUCCUUGAGCAGUUUGCCGAUAAAAAUCUCAGCUACGACGAGCGGUCGAUCAGCAUUAUGAAAGUGGCUCAGGCCAAGCUGAAAGAGAUCGGCCCAGAUGACAUGAACAUGGAGGAGUACAAGAAAUGGCAUGAGGACUACAGUUUGUUCCGCAAGGUGUCUGUCUACCUCCUGACAGGUCUGGAGCUCUACCAGAACGGAAAAUGCCACGAGGCGCUGUCCUACCUGGUGUACGCCUACCAGAGCAACGCGUCCCUGCUGGUCAAGGGGCCCAGCCGAGGGGUGGAGCAGUCUCUCAUCGCUCUCUAUCGGCGGAAAUGUCUCCUGAAACUGAACAACAUGGCAGCAUCCCUUUUCGAAACGAACGAGGAGCUCCACGUGGCUGAGGGCAUUAGUGUCAUGAACGAGCUCAUCAUCCCCUGCAUGCACCUCAUCAUAAACAACGACAUCUCUACAGAUGACCUGGCCGCCAUCGAGGUCAUGAGGAAUCGCUGGUGUUCCUACCUUGGGCAGGACAUCGCAGAAAACCUGCAGCUGCGGCUGGGGGAGUUCCUCCCGAGGCUCCUCGACUCGUCUGCCGAGAUGGUCGUCCUGAAAGAGCCUCCCACCAUCCGGCCCAACUCUCCCUAUGACCUCUGCAGCCGCUUCGCCGCCGUCAUGGAGUCGAUCCAGGGGGCCUCGGCUGUGACUGUGAAAUAAACCAGCCGCCGACUCUCCAGCUCAUCCCGCCAGCAGCCCCCUGGGUGGCGGGGUGGGAUGGAAGGGUGCGAGGAGAGUAGGGAGGGGACACAGGCGGGCUGAAGCUCAGACCCCAACUGUGCUGUGGGUGUAGGGGAGGGUGGAAAGCAAGAUUGCACUUUUGGAUCCCAAUUUGUAAGACCUACUGUACUGCCAAGGGCAGGGACCACUAUCCCAGGGCAGCUGUCUGCUUCCGGAGGGAGGCCGGGGGCCCCGGGGGCCUGGGUUCAUCUCUGCCUCUCGCCUGGCCCCGGCUGGCCCCCGCUGGCUGUUGGGGAGUCCUCUCCCCAAGGCCAAGGCAGGCCGGCACCAGCCGGGUGGGAUCUGACCAAUGCAGCCCCUACUGUGACCUGAGUGGCAUGGGAGCCAGGGGCUCUGUACAGGCUAAUGGGGGUGUGGUGUUGGGGGCACCAGGCUUCCUAGGGAAGGAGUCUCCAUUCUGCCCUCUCCCCAUUCUCCUUCCCUCCCUGGUCCGGAGAAGGCAGGAAGCCUCCCCCUCCGCUCCUGUGGAGUGGAAGAAACAGCAGCAUUACAGCACCCCCAGGUGCCUGAGCCCAAGAUUGCUGGGACUUCAGUGAGCCACCUGGUAUCUUCUCGCCUAGGGAAGUACCUUACAAUGUCCAGAGUCGGAGACUGCUCUGGACACCAGUGGACGUUCUCGCCCAUUUUAAGUCAAGGAUUUUGGAGGAAAGGGGCCCCAGAGACCUCUUUCAGGAGGCUCCAGAAUCCCUCUUGGUUUUGAGUUUAUGGCUAAGAGGCCGAGGGUGGGGGAAAGGAAUCACUUGAGACAACGAUGCAGGUUUUAUAACUGUGCAAUAAAAGCAUUUGUUGUACUCACAACCUAGUGGAGAGAAGAUGGACCUGGGAGUCAGAGGACCUGGGUUCUAAAAUCCCGGCUCCACCCCUUGCCUACCGUGUGACC
Tachyglossus aculeatus (Australian echidna) is the source of this 4568-nucleotide messenger RNA. It is a transcript of the gene USP28, whose product is annotated as ubiquitin specific peptidase 28. The coding region runs from base 242 to 3607 and encodes 1121 amino acids. The transcript is spliced from 26 exons. The record is from RefSeq and is a predicted model, not a curated record. Gene Ontology annotation, cellular component: cytosol; nucleus. NCBI's taxonomy places the organism in Eukaryota, Metazoa, Chordata, Mammalia, Monotremata, Tachyglossidae. Gene Ontology annotation, biological process: DNA damage checkpoint signaling; regulation of protein stability; protein deubiquitination. Gene Ontology annotation, molecular function: protein binding; cysteine-type endopeptidase activity; cysteine-type deubiquitinase activity.